Molecule: messenger RNA, 417 nt
Organism: Bursaphelenchus okinawaensis
Lineage: Eukaryota; Metazoa; Nematoda; Chromadorea; Rhabditida; Aphelenchoididae
Source: the annotation of a GenBank genome assembly
AUGAACACCAUCAACUCUGGAGUAGUAUCUCAACAACCAUGCCAAUACCUAUUGGCCCAUUUAGCUGAAAUCUCAGCCUCCAAUCCAGCCCACGAACGCUUUUACGCACUUCAAAGGUACCCAAUGUACAGCCCUGGGUCUACGUGCAGCCCUCUUUUCUACUGCGGCAAGCAGACUAGACGUACCAGAGCCGCUCGACGACUGCUCAACGCCCGCCUUACAAGAAAACCUAGCCACCGCUUCUCCAACCGUCCGACCUCAUCAGUCGACGACUGUUCAAGAGCUAGCAGUUCAGACUCGGUUCGAUCUGGACUUCAACAUCCCCUCAUGCCACACACAAAUGUAGAUGCCAUCCCAUUCUAUCCAAAGAUAUUUUUGGGUGAGUGCGAACGGUGGAUCCUUCACAUCAAAGAAUAA